GCGCGUUCCACUUGACUGAAUAACACAAAUUUUACAACACAUUCCAAGAAUCUCCCUGUAUUUGUCAAAAUAGUAAUACCGCCUUACAUUGUCGUGUUCCGCCCCGAGCAGGAAAUGCUUGUUUACAUCAUAAUCAAACAGUUUUGUUGUAAAUCAUUGGUUAUCUGACUUAUCAGGUAUAUAUGAAACUGAACAUGGACUAUCGAGCCGUGAUUGGAGGUUUAUUUUCUCUUUCAGUUUUUUCUGUCGUUCAAGGACUCACAUGUUACAGCUGCUCAUACCACGAGAACGAAAUUAAACGUGAUUAUGAAUGCGUGAUCGACCCGGCCAACGUCACUACCGCCAAUACUGUACAGUGUCCAGACGAUAGCUGGUGCUUCACAAAAGUGUUGUACCACAAAGAUACAUUAGAAAUUCGUUCUAUAACCCGAGGAUGUGGAGAGCAAACUUCAUUGGAUUGUGGCAGAAAUUGUUGUUCUUCCGAUAUAUACUGGCACACGUGUUUAACAGAAUGCCUUUCCAACAAUGAAUUGUGUAACGAUAAAGACAAGUCAGACUACGACACUGGUGGCUCCAGAGGCCCGUCAGACGGAAGUUCCCGUAGUUCUAUUCCUCUGUUUAUGAUAUUCACCAUUUUUGUGUCUUUCAUCUUGGUCUUCUAAGAAGCAUGAAUUCAUCAGCCAUUGAAUAAACAUGAAAUGAGAUCACAA
This is a messenger RNA of Ostrea edulis (European flat oyster), 710 nucleotides long. RefSeq lists its product as uncharacterized. Bases 183 to 662 code for a protein of 159 amino acids. The record is from RefSeq and is a predicted model, not a curated record. The transcript is spliced from 3 exons. Lineage: Eukaryota; Metazoa; Mollusca; Bivalvia; Ostreida; Ostreidae.